This is a messenger RNA of Penicillium samsonianum, 1860 nucleotides long. RefSeq names its product Zn(II)2Cys6 transcription factor. The transcript is spliced from 8 exons. The record is from RefSeq and is a predicted model, not a curated record. Gene Ontology annotation, molecular function: zinc ion binding; DNA-binding transcription factor activity, RNA polymerase II-specific; DNA binding. Lineage: Eukaryota; Fungi; Ascomycota; Eurotiomycetes; Eurotiales; Aspergillaceae. Gene Ontology annotation, biological process: regulation of DNA-templated transcription; DNA-templated transcription. Bases 1 to 1860 code for a protein of 619 amino acids.
AUGUCCCCAGAUAGAGAAACGGAGAGUCAUAAGCGAAAACGAACGUGUCUGGCGCUAGGUCUCAGUGCGACCCCUGUCGCUAUCGGAAAAUGUGAUGGACGUCGGCCUUCUUGUACAACCUGCACCCAGGGGGGAACGGACUGUGUGUAUGGAGCCGAGGCUAUCAACAAGAGCAAAAGUGACAUGAUUCUGGACGUCGCUAUUCGGUCGGAAGGUCUCCUGCUGCAGUUAUCCGCACAGCUCGUUCGUCGUACCCUACCGGAGGCCUACGCCCAAGCAUCCCACCGAAGUCCAGCUAAUAUCUCUUCUGUGGCAUCUCCUGGAAACGCAAUCUCACCCAGCACCCUUAGUAAUCUGGGUCGCGGAGAGGGGCCCUCUGAUCAUAUUUCAAACGCCAUUUUGUCCCCAUUCCACGCCUCAACGACGGAAUCUAUCUUAUCGUGGCCGCAUUUUGGUGAAUUCCGAAGUCUGAUCAAGGAGAAAUGCACGCAGAACACUGUCUCACAGGCCGUCCCCCCUCAACCAUACAUGGCGAAGCGCGACAUAGGGAAAACGUUUCGAGACUUCGAGCGAGGAAUCAACUGUUGGUAUCCCACUAUGGCGAGAUCUACCACGAAAAGCCUGAAGGAACAUUUAUUGUCAGGCGCGGUAGAAUACAAUACGCGUUCAUGCCUAGCUUUACUAGUCAUGGCAUUAGGAUGUUCCUCCGAGCUUGUGAGAUUAUUCACGACCAGGGAAACUCCAGAGCCACAUUUAGCUGAGGUGGAAGCUGAAAAGCGACUCCUGGGUUCUAUGUACUUCGAAUGCGCAUUUGACAAAAUUCACUUGGCACAAGCGGAAUUCACGGCGGAUGCAGUCCAGUGCCUGUUUUUCACUGGGUACGUCAUUUUUCGAGAAAAAUCUUCACUACACCAGGGUCUAACAACAAUAUUCAGCUUAUAUUUCUCCUUUCUACAAAGGCCGCUCCAGGCUUGGUCGUUCAUAAGCGCAGCGGCAAUCAAGUGUAGGCUGCUUUUAUCCUAUACCCCCUCCGACCAACCCCCAGAGCGAUUAGAGUCCCUUCACAGGAUAUUCUGGUCUUGUUAUAUACUCGAGAGUGACUUUCUGGCUGAGCUAUCCGCUCUUCCACAAACAGGAAUUGCGGAGAUCGAAUCCCUUAUUCCUCUACCAGGCGAAUACUCCACCCAGGAGUCACAGAGCGACCAGGAAAAAUCGUCUCUGUACUUUCUCGCUUGCAUCUCAAUGCGUCGAUUGCUCAAUCGUGUACAUGAUCUUCUAUAUGCCCGUAAUGACGGAGUGGGCUUUGACAAUAAUCAAUUCCCCUCCGUGGUUUCGGAGCUCGGUCAUCAAUUAGAAGAGUGGAAGGAUCUUCUACCAUUUCACUUUCAGUUUUCAGUUGAUCUCGACCCUACAAAAUCUCCGGAAGGUGCCUUCCUUCGUCAGCGGUAUUUGACUUGCAAGAGUGUCAUUUAUCGGCCUUAUCUUACAUGGGCGCUCUCAAAUGGGGAAGAGGUAGCCGAAUGCCCCCCGAUUGUAUUCGAGGGAUCGCGUCUUUGUUUAGAGGCGUGCUGGAUGCAUGCCCAAAACCUUCGCAACAUUCAUCAUACAAUCAUGGUGGAUACUUGGAUUUGUUCGCUCUCCAUGGCGUCCGUUGUUCUGAUAACACUCGCGGCAUCUCGCGUCCACUCCCUCAGGCAACUAAUUUCACACCAAGUUAUUGAAAUUGGUCCGCAUAUCAAUGACCUGAUUACGCGAUGGAUGUACAUCCCAGGAGAUGAGGUCUCGCCAAGUGUCCUGGAAAGCACAAAGCUCAUUGCGAACGUGUCGGCUUUACUGAAACUCAGCCGGAAUCAAGAUUGA